ACCAUGUUGCUAUCAAAUUCCACAAAAUUCCACCCAGCUUCCUUCAUUCUACUGGGAAUCCCAGGCCUUGAGGCUAAUCACCUCUGGCUUUCAUUUCCCUUCAUUAUGAUGUACACCACUGCUGUGGGUGGCAAUAUCCUCCUUCUUUGGGUCAUCAUCUCAGAGCGGAGCCUCCAUGAACCCAUGUACAUCCUCCUCUCUCUUCUUGCCAUCACAGACCUCAUCCUCUCUACCACCACUGUGCCCAAGGCCUUGGCCAUCUUCUGGGUCCAUGCUCAUGAUAUCCCAUUCCCUGCCUGCCUCAGCCAGGUCUUCUUCAUCCACUUUGUCUCUGCCUUGGAGUCAGCCACAUUGCUUUCUAUGGCCUUUGAUCGCUAUGUGGCCAUUUGUGACCCUCUGCGCUAUACAUCUAUCCUCACUUACAAAGUCCUGGGAAAGAUGGGACUGGCGGGUUUUGCUCGAGCUUUCUCCAUUGUUGCAGCCCUUGUCUUUCUCCUCCACCGGUUGCCCUACUGUGGUCAUCGUACAAUCCCCCACACAUACUGUGAACACAUGGGUGUGGCCAGACUGGCUUGUGGGGACAUUCGUGUCAACAUCAUCUUCGGUCUCUGUGGAGCCCUUUUAACACUGGGCGUGGAUGCAGUUCUCAUUGUUGUUUCCUACAUUCUCAUCCUCCGUGCUGUCUUUCGCCUGCCAUCCCAAGGGGCACGCCAUAAAGCUCUGGGCACCUGUGGUUCCCAUGUCUGUGUGAUCCUCAUGUUUUAUACACCUGCCUUUUUCUCCUUCCUCACCCACCGCUUUGGCCGGGGUACCAUCCCCCGCCAUAUUCACAUCCUUCUGGCCAAUCUUUAUGUAGUGAUACCACCCAUGCUCAAUCCCAUUGUUUAUGCAGUCAGGAUGAAGCAAAUCCGGGACAAAGUUAUUCAGAGUUUCAGUUGGAUGGGGAAAGGAGGUCACUGAGGAGGGUGGUGGUUAGUGUUAGAAAGGAAAUCUUAUCAUAUGAACAAAAAAACAAAUAAAGUCUCUUCAGUUCUCAAUCACUGGAUUCCAGGAUCCAAAAAUUGAAAGCUAGAGGUUUUCUACUUUACCUCUAAAGAGCUCUUUUAUUUCUAGGACAAUGGAAUUGGACACUCAGUACUCUUCUUUUACAGAUAGGGAAAUUCCAGAGAAGGGAAAUGAUUUCCAAAUCACUCUGUAAAGUGCAUAGCCUGGAUAUAAACGAAGGUUUUAUACUUCCAACUUCUAAUGUGGUUGAUAUUUCUAGUUUCAGAACAUAUUGUUUAAAUAAAUCUGGUUCAAAAUUCUGCUUUGGGAAGGGGAAAGGAUUUCUUUAAAACAGACAUUCU
Messenger RNA from Antechinus flavipes (yellow-footed antechinus), 1346 nucleotides. RefSeq names its product olfactory receptor 52Z1P-like. Lineage: Eukaryota; Metazoa; Chordata; Mammalia; Dasyuromorphia; Dasyuridae. Gene Ontology annotation, cellular component: membrane. Gene Ontology annotation, biological process: G protein-coupled receptor signaling pathway. The transcript has a single exon. The record is from RefSeq and is a predicted model, not a curated record. Gene Ontology annotation, molecular function: olfactory receptor activity; G protein-coupled receptor activity. Bases 4 to 960 code for a protein of 318 amino acids.